Messenger RNA from Thermochaetoides thermophila DSM 1495, 4350 nucleotides. RefSeq names its product ATP-binding cassette transporter protein YOR1-like protein. Gene Ontology annotation, biological process: transmembrane transport. Gene Ontology annotation, molecular function: ABC-type transporter activity; ATP binding; ATP hydrolysis activity. Lineage: Eukaryota; Fungi; Ascomycota; Sordariomycetes; Sordariales; Chaetomiaceae. The record is from RefSeq and is a predicted model, not a curated record. Gene Ontology annotation, cellular component: membrane. The transcript is spliced from 3 exons. The coding region runs from base 1 to 4350 and encodes 1449 amino acids.
AUGGCAGACCCUUCAUCAGAAAAGGCCCAGGGCUCGGAUCCCGAGAAGCGCCCACAGUCAAGCCAUUCCCAUCCCCACGAUGACUCCAUCUCCGAAGUCAGAGAAAAGCCAGUCUCUGAACCAGACGAAGGGAACGAGGUCCCCUCACGAAAAGAUGACUUAUCCCGCAUGAAGAGCCACGCAACAGCCACUAGCGUCGCCAGCAACGCCGACUCAACCCCUUACACUCCUCCCGAAGCCAAACCAUGGUACAAACAGCCCAACCCCCUCCGCUGGGGCCGCAUCCCCCCAGUCCCUGAGCAACGCACUGUCUGUCCCGAAUAUACAUCCGGCUUCUUCGGUAAGCUCUUCUUCGAAUGGAUGAGCCCGCUCAUGCGCACGGGCUACAAGCGCCCGCUCCAGCCUAACGACAUCUACACGGUCAACCCCGCACGCGCCGUCGAUCCCCUGACCGAGCGCCUGCGCGAAGCGUUUCGCAGGCGUGUCGACGAGGGAAGUAAGCACCCCUUACUUCGUGCCCUGCACGAGACCUUCUUCUGGGAAUUCUGGCUGGGCGGGCUGUGCAGUCUGAUUCACUCCAUCCUGCAGGUCAUGUCGCCUUUUACGUUGAGGUUCUUGAUUCAGUUCGCCGCGGACGCGUAUAUCGCGCGGAUGCGUAGGCUACCCACGCCGCAUGUGGGGAGGGGGAUUGGUUUGGUGAUUGGGGUCACGGCGAUGCAGGUUGUGCAGAGUCUCGCGGUGAAUCAUUGGAUCUAUCGGGGGAUGCUGGUGGGGGGUAUGGCUAGGGCGAGCUUGAUUAGUUUGAUUUAUGAGAAGGCGAUGGUUAUUUCGGGGCGGGCGAAGGCUGGGGAGGGGAAGGAACAAGAGGGCAAGGAGCCGAAGCCCGGGACGACUCCGGAUGGAACGGGUUGGGGAAAUGGCAAAAUCGUCAACCUGAUGAGCGUCGACACUUACCGCAUCGACCAAGCAUCUGGCCUUUUCCACGUCAUCUGGACCGCCCCCGUCUCCUGCCUCAUCACCCUCGCCAUGCUGCUCGUCAACCUAACCUACAGCGCCCUCGCCGGCUUCGGUCUCCUCGUCAUCGGCAUUCCCAUCCUCACCAAGGCCGUCAAGAGCCUGUUUGUGCGGCGCAAGGCCAUCAACAAGAUCACCGACCAACGCGUCAGCCUGACCCAAGAAAUCCUCCAAUCCGUCCGCUUCGUCAAGUUCUUCGGCUGGGAAGCCUCUUUCCUCAAGCGCCUCGAAGAGUUCCGCGCCCGCGAGAUCUCUGCAAUCCAGGUCCUGCUUGCUAUGCGCAAUGCGAUUAUGGCUGUGAGCUUGUCGAUGCCGAUUUUUGCGUCGAUGCUCGCGUUCAUUACGUAUUAUCUGACUCAUCGGAAUUUGUCGCCUGCGGAGGUCUUCUCGUCGCUGGCUCUUUUCAAUGGUCUGCGGAUGCCCCUGAAUAUGUUACCCAUGGUUAUUGGCCAGGUUACGGAUGCGUGGCAGUCGCUUGUACGCAUUCAGGAGUUUCUUUUGGCCGAAGAACGGGAGGAGGAGGCAGAGUUCAACCCGAAGUCUCCUUAUGCGGUUGAAAUGAGGAAUGCGUCGUUUACUUGGGAGCGUACGCCUACCCAGGAGAGUGAAGGCACCAUUGCUGGACCGAAUGCCGGCAAGAAUAAGGCGGAGAAGGCAUCCAAGAAAAAGCAUACGGGCGACAGCAGUUCUCCUAACGACUCCAGCGAAGAGGCUAGUACCCUUGUCGAGGAAGAACGGGAGCCGUUCAAGCUGCACGACCUUAACUUCCAGAUCGGUCGCAAUGAGCUUGUCGCGGUUAUCGGUACCGUUGGAAGCGGCAAGACGUCGUUGCUGGCGGCUCUGGCGGGCGACAUGCGUCAGACGGGUGGUAAGGUGAUACUGGGUGCGUCAAGGGCCUUCUGUCCGCAGUAUGCCUGGAUCCAGAAUGCGACGGUGCAACAAAACAUCCUGUUCGGCAAGGAGAUGGACAGGGAGUGGUAUCAGAAGGUCAUCAAGGCCUGCGCACUGCAAGCCGAUCUGGACAUGCUGCCCAACCAUGAUCAGACCGAGAUUGGCGAACGAGGCAUCACCAUCUCGGGAGGCCAGAAACAACGGUUGAACAUUGCUCGUGCCAUCUACUUCGACGCUGAUAUCGUCCUGAUGGAUGAUCCCCUGAGCGCCGUCGACGCCCAUGUCGGUCGGCACAUCUUCGACAACGCCAUCCUCGGUCUGCUCAAGGACAAGUGCCGUAUCCUGGCCACUCACCAGCUCUGGGUCCUGAACCGUUGUGAUCGCAUCAUCUGGAUGGAAAACGGCCGCAUCCAGGCCAUCGAUACGUUUGACAACCUCAUGAAGAACUCGGAGGGCUUCCGCCAGCUCAUGGAGACGACCGCGGUUGAAGAGAAGGAGAAGGGACAGGCGGUCGUUGCAAAGGCCCCUGGUGAGGACGCAGACGAAGGCAACAAGAAGAGGAAGAAGGGCAAGGGUCUGAUGCAGGCCGAAGAAAGAGCCGUGUCGAGCGUGCCCUGGUCGGUGUACAGUGCAUACGUCAAGGCAUCGGGGACUCUUCUCAACGCGCCUAUCGUGCUUAUCCUCCUGAUCCUCUCCCAAGGCGCCAACAUCGUGACGAAUCUGUGGCUGUCCUGGUGGACGGCAGACAAGUUCGGCUAUAGCAUGGGCGUCUACAUAGGGGCCUACGCCGGCCUGGGCGUCGGCCAGGCGGUGCUGAUGUUCGCGUUCAUGGUUUCUCUGUCCAUCUACGGCACUACGGCCAGCAAGAACAUGCUUCGCAACGCUGUCACGCGCGUGCUGCGCGCGCCCAUGUCCUUCUUCGAUACCACGCCGCUGGGCCGCAUCACCAACCGCUUUAGCAGGGACGUCGAUGUCAUGGAUAAUAACCUCACGGAUGCGAUGCGUAUGUAUCUUUUCAGCAUCGGAGGUAUUGUCUCCAUCUUCGCCCUCACCAUUGCGUACUUUUAUUAUUUCGUUAUCGCCCUCGUGCCGCUGUUCAUUCUGUUCUUGUUUGCUACGGGCUACUAUCGCGCUUCAGCGCGGGAGGUCAAACGGAUGGAGUCUGUCCUGCGAUCUGUCGUCUUCGCGAAGUUCAGCGAGGGCCUCUCGGGAGUGGCAUCGAUUCGGGCGUAUGGCUUGCGGGACCGCUUCGUGGCCGACCUGCGCCGCGCCAUCGACGACAUGGACGCCGCCUACUACCUGACCUUUUCCAACCAGCGCUGGCUGUCUCUCCGCCUGGACAUGAUCGGCAAUGCGCUGGUCUUCACAACCGGCAUCCUGGUCGUCACAUCCCGCUUCUCUGUCAACCCCUCCAGCGCCGGCCUCGUCCUCUCCUACAUCCUCGCCGUCGUGCAGAUGAUCCAGUUCACCGUGCGCCAGCUGGCCGAGGUCGAGAACGGCAUGAACUCGGUCGAGCGACUCCUGUACUACGGCACCCAGCUUGAGGAGGAGGCACCUCUCAAGACCAUCGACGUCCGGCCUACCUGGCCUGAGAAGGGGGAGAUUGUGUUUGAUAACGUGCAGAUGCGCUACCGCGCGGGACUGCCCCUUGUUUUGCAGGGUCUGACGAUGCAUAUUCGUGGCGGUGAGAGGAUUGGGAUUGUUGGGCGGACGGGAGCAGGCAAGAGCUCGAUUAUGUCGACGCUAUUCCGGCUGGUUGAGCUCUCGGGAGGACAUAUCACCAUUGAUGGGAUUGAUAUUUCCACGAUCGGCUUACAAGACCUGCGCUCCCGGCUAGCUAUUAUCCCGCAGGACCCAACACUGUUCCGUGGAACGGUCCGCUCCAACCUCGAUCCGUUUGGUGAACAUUCUGAUGUGGAGUUAUGGGAGGCCCUGCGCCAGGCGGAUUUGGUGUCACCUGACGGCAGCCCGACCGCUCCUUCACCAGACAGCAACCAUAACAAUGCCAAAGAAGGCCGCAUCCACCUCGACACCCUGGUCGAAGAAGACGGCCUCAACUUCUCCCUCGGCCAGCGACAGCUCAUGGCCCUGGCCCGCGCCCUCGUGCGCAACGCGCAAAUCAUCGUCUGCGACGAGGCCACUUCGUCCGUGGACAUGGAGACGGACGACAAGAUCCAGGCGACCAUCGCCUCUGCCUUCAAGGGACGCACACUACUCUGCAUCGCACACCGGCUGCGGACAAUCAUCGGGUAUGACCGGAUAUGCGUGAUGGAUAAGGGGCGGAUCGCGGAGAUGGGGACGCCGUGGGAGCUGUGGGAAAAAGAGGGGAUUUUUAGGGGGAUGUGUGAGCGCGGAGGGAUUCGAGAGGUGGAUAUAAAAAGGGCGGCGGGAUUGGAGGUGACUGAAGAGGAUGUUCGAGGGGGAGAAGAACGCUGUAGAGUUUGA